Centruroides sculpturatus (bark scorpion) is the source of this 3483-nucleotide messenger RNA. RefSeq names its product armadillo repeat-containing protein gudu-like (gene gudu). NCBI's taxonomy places the organism in Eukaryota, Metazoa, Arthropoda, Arachnida, Scorpiones, Buthidae. Gene Ontology annotation, molecular function: protein binding. The record is from RefSeq and is a predicted model, not a curated record. The transcript has 20 exons. Bases 171 to 3458 code for a protein of 1095 amino acids.
AUUUUUAAAAUUUAAAAAUUAUUCGAUUCCGUUCGUCGAAUCGCACAGAUUUUGACUUAGGUCAUUAGAUUUGCCUUCUUUUUUUUCAAAAUUAAAUAAUUCGAGAAAAGAAUAUUGAAUUCUAUUUACCGAAGAAUAAACGAAGUCGUUUUACGUCAAAUUAAUAAAAAAUGGGUCAAGCCAUAUCACACUAUUAUCGCCGUAGUACAGUCGCCGACGACAGAAGAGUCGGGUUGGAGUAUACGCGCAUCAAUAAAAUUAUCUUACGAGAAAUUGUCGAUUGGUUAAAUGAAUUUACGAAAAAUUACAAAAGAGAAUCGGAUUUAAAGUUUAAAUCACCUCUGAUAUGGCACACGAAACUAAGAGAAGAAAACUUCUCUCCUAGAGUAAAUCAGACAGACGAUUUUGACAAAUUAACGAAAGAAGAUAUAAAAAUACACAAUUUACCAGGAGGAGGAGGAGGUUUACUUCACAUUUUUUCAUUUAAACAAGCUCAGACAGUUAUUAGAAUCGCGGGUUCUUACGAAGCUACAGAAGAAGUUAGAUGUUGUCUCGAAGAAAAUCCUGAUCCUCUCGUCAACAUUCUUGGUGAUGCAUUUGCUAAUGUCGAAGAAGUAAAUAAAGGGAUCUUCCCUUAUAUAGAUCUAGCUACUGAGCAAGAGGCAAAGAAAAAGGAUCAAAUGGAAUCGGUUAAAAAACAUUUAUAUGAUUCUAAGCUUAAUUCCGAUUCCCUGCAGUUGUUGAUGAUACUUCAACAAUUUGAUACGCAUUUAUUAAAAGUUAUAGUAAAGGAAAUGUCAAGGAAUAUACGUUUAAAUAAAGAAACUCUAGAAAAAGAAUUAAAUUUAUUAGAUGCAUUUAAUACUUAUUCCAAAAGCCAAGCUAUACGAUUUACAAAUUUUGCAAUUGAUACGUAUUUGAUACCCAGCACUGGUAAAUCUGCACCAUUAUGGAGACAAUUACACGGAGAUAUUGCUUAUUUAAUGGUCGAACUUUCUGACGGAUCCUCGCUAUCCGUCACGUACAAUACAAACGGAUGUUUUUUAAAUAAAGGUUUCGACAAAAGCAAGAACGAUCUUAAUUAUGAAAGAGACGGUGAAAUAUUUCCUGAUUUGAUAUCAUUAUUAAAAGCUUACAGUAAACAAUUUUCUAAAGAUUUUAAUAAUAAAAAGGAAUUUAGAGUGUUGGAAAAUACAGGCCAAAUGAUUUCGGAUGAAGGUACAGACUACCAAACGAAACAGAAAUUAAUAAAGGAAAGGAUAACGAAAAAAUCAGAUAAAGAGGAGCAGAAAUUAGCGACCGACAAUCGAUCUUCCUCAGUUUUUUCUAAACAGAGUUUAAGAAACUCAUCGUUUAGCCCAGAACAGAUUAGCAAGAACACCCAACAACCAACUAAAAUAAACAUGCGAGUGUUAAUUUCGUCUUUGCAAUUUUCUACAACAGAUAAAAUACUUAAAUUGAAAAAAGGCAGCGGUAAUUUAAUAAGACAGAAGAAAAAUAGAAAAAAGCUAUCCAUUCCGAAGAAAACAGCUGUAAAGAAAGAGGAAGAUAAUGUUGAAAGUAAAAGCGAAGAGGACGACGACUACGAGGAAGAAGAGGAGGAAGAAAAUAUAGAAGGAAAAAAAGUGAAAGAAGAAACCGAUGCUAAAGUAACGGCUGAAACUAUCAAAAUUUUAAAACUAAUCAAAAGCUUGAAGUUUGGAGAUUGCACAAAUACUGUUUUAUCACUUUGCUUGCUUCAAGAGUGUGAUGUGCACCUUCCAGCUAAUCAAAAAGUCAUAGAAGAUUCCAACUGUAUAACUUUGUUACUUAACUUACUAGAAACAGAUGUUUUACGUUGCCAGAUAGGAGCAUUAAAAGUCCUUCGCGAGAUCGCUUCUAAUCCUGCCAUGAGACAUUCGAUUAUUUGUUUAGGUGGAUUAGAUUCUAUGGUCAAAAUAUUAUCAGAACCCAGUUUAGAAUUGCGUUGCUUAUUGGCUGAAACUAUCGCGAACGUGGUCCAUUGUCACCGUUCUGCAAUAAUAGUCCGAAAAGGAGGAGGAAUACCGUACUUAAUUGAACUAUUAGAUGUCUCCAAUCAAGUAUUAAGAACAGAAAAGCCAAAACCAAUAGACCAACUAGAGUUAGAAGGUGCAAGAUGUGGUGCUUUAGCACUGUGGAAUCUCUGUCGAUCCGGAAAAAAUAAGAGACUCGUUACGAGUUACGGAGUUGUACCUCUGUUAGGCCGUUUAAUUAAAUGUCGGCAUAUCAAUAUUCUCAUUCCAGUUAUUGGAAUGAUACAACAGUGUGCUUCUCAGAAAAGCUUCCAACAGGCAAUUUGCACAGAAGGACUUUUAGACGACAUCCUUAUUCAUCUAAAUAAACCAAAUAUUGAACUUCAAAAACUUUGUGCUUCUGCAAUAUUCAAAUGUGCCGAGGAUGAAGAAUCAAGAGAAUUACUUGGAAAACAAGAUGGAUUAAAACAAUUAGUUAAACUAAUUGCGGAUCCGGAAAACAAAGAUAAGAAAGAAUUAGUUGCAGCCGUAACGGGAGCCAUAUGGAAAUGUGCUCUCAGUAUGAAAAAUGUUGUAAAAUUACAAGAAUUAAGCGUAAUUAACGUCUUAGUCGAUCUUCUUCAGAAUCAACCGGAAGCUGUCUUAAUCAAUGUUGUUGGAGGACUUGGACUCUGUGCCAAAUUACCAGCUAACAGUAAAGAAAUUCAGGAUGCUGGUGGAAUAGAAUUGAUGGUACAGCUUCUAACAAGAACAAAUCAGACACUUCUUGUAAAUGUCACUCAAGCUGUCGGCACUUGUGCUGUCAACGAAGAAGGAAUGAAAGCUAUAGAAGAAUUGGAUGGUGUGCGAUUACUGUGGUCGCAACUUAAUAACAAAAGUCCCGAAGUUCAAAUAAGUGCUGCUUGGGCACUCUGCCCUUGUAUACGUAAUGCAAAAGAUUCUGGACGCAUCGUCAACAGCUUUGUUGGAGGUCUGGAGCAGCUUGUCAGUCUUCUAAACUCUAAUAAUACAAAACUUCUAACAGCAGUAUGUGCUCUGAUUAGCGAAGUGGCUAGAGAUGAACAAAAUUUGGCUGUAAUGACAGAUUAUGGGAUUGUCAAUCUUUUAUCACAACUCUGUCAUAUGUCUGACAUCCACUUGCAGCAACAUUUAGCUGGAGCCAUUGCUGCCUGCUGUUCAUGGAAAGAUAACAGAGUUAAAUUUGGAAGUCAAGGUGUAGUUUCACCAUUAGUUACCUUCCUACAGUCAAAUAUUGAAGACAUUCAAUGUCAAGCAGUUACAGCUCUUUAUCAGUUAUCGUUAGAACCAGCUAACUGCAUAACAAUGCAUAACGACGGAGCAGUUCGUCAUCUCAUCAAAAAGAUAGCUUCGACAAACAGGAAAAUGCAAGAAGAAGCUGCAGACUGUUUAUUCAACAUCCGAGCACUUGCAAUAAAAACAGAAGAGCUUAAAUUAAAAUUCUGAGAAUAACUUCACUGUAGGUAAAACA